Messenger RNA from Copidosoma floridanum, 569 nucleotides. RefSeq names its product mitochondrial import inner membrane translocase subunit Tim10 B. NCBI's taxonomy places the organism in Eukaryota, Metazoa, Arthropoda, Insecta, Hymenoptera, Encyrtidae. The record is from RefSeq and is a predicted model, not a curated record.
UCGAAUAGUUAUGUACUUUCAUGAACAUAUUUAUUUCAACCUACCUACUUAUCCAAAUGUGUUUUAUUAUAAAUGAAUAAGAUGGUUUAGUUUUUCCAAGUGUUUUUCUGCAAUUAAUUUACUUAUCAUUCGGACAGUGUUGCUGAAUAUGGUGGAACAAAUAAGAAAUUUCAAAGAUUUUCUUCUGUUGUACAAUCAAAUUUCAGAUUCGUGUUUUAAUAGAUGUGCCAACUCUUUUUACACAAGAGAAUGUGAACCAGAUGAGGAAAAGUGUGUCGAACUAUGUACCAAUAAGUUCGUUUUAAUGAAUCAUCGAGUGAUGAAAACUUUUAUGGAAGUUCAAGCUGUAAUAGUUCAAAAACGGAUGGAGGAACUUAGUGCUGGCCAGGCAGCUAUGGAAGCCCAAAAGAAAAGUACAGAAGUUAUUACAUAGCACUAUGUUAAAAUUAUUAAUAUUAACGUAAAAAAAAAUUGUUAUUUACGUGCUGAAUUGUUUGUUAUAACAUAUUUACCACGAAGAAAAAAGCGUGAGAGAAGUGUAAAAAAAAAAAAAUCAAGUUUUCAACUGA